AAAAGACUAAAUUUCCAUUUGUAAAUUUGCCAAAAAAUGUAAAAAACUGAAUAUUGUACUUCUGUGAGUCAAAAAUCGGUCAAAUCCAGACAAACCACCAAUUUGUGUGAUGAUUUUCUAAUUCGUGGGGCUAUUUUUAGUAAUUCCCGUCUGGCUAUUAAUAUACGCCAGAUGUACGAAACUGAAAAAUUUUAAAAAACUCAUUCUUUCCGAAAAUCUUAAAAGUGUUUCCUAAAAUCGUGCGAGGAAGAAAAUCGAGAUCAACGUUCUUUCUGCAUCGUUGGUCGGUUGUGACGGCAGCACACUCAUGUUUAUCUCAGAACACGCAACAAAACUUUAACGAUGUUUGUAUCGGCGAGGUUUAUUUGGCGUAUAAACGAAAUUAGACGCACAGAACAGGUACAAAUUAACAGAAAAAUUACGAAACAGCUUCUGUGCCAACACACCUAACGUCUUUCCGGCGUCGCGCACCGUCUCUAAAACUAAAGGAGGUUAAAAAUAAACAGAUUUCGCUAUGACUGGCUACAGAAACGACAACACAACUACUAGAACUCAAAACGCUACUCUCAUCUCGAGACGAUCUUGUGUCGGUUCCAUAAUCCGCGUGGUUUUGCACCUAAAAGUCACAAAAAAGUACCGAUAUGGCGAUUGCCGUAAAACCGAGUGUUUAUGUUCGCAGCUAAUUAUAAAGUGGUAAGCGCUGUUUUACGAGCUAAAUUUAGUCCAUUCAUUGGGACAAUGGACUUGCGAGAUGAGGUGAAGUGAUCGAGAUGUUUACUUCGUUUAAAUUGCCGUCUCUGAGACCCAGGGCCAAAAGUCUCUCGGAGGAUGUGCCUCCCAGCAUUCUCUGCAAACCUCCCAAGACGCCUAUCAGCAGUCCGAAACAGAAACAUGGCAAAAGAAACUCGGAAUUGGAGCCAUGUCCUAGCAUCGCGUCGCUUCGUCCCGGAUCGGUGGCCUUGACGAGCGAACAACUGCUUCCUGGAGAUCGCAUCUACAGCGUGAACGGCAUUAACACUUCCCGCAUGCGGCCCGAAGACGUCUCCAAGUUGUUGGAAAACGUCGACGGAAACGCCCUCCUUGAAAUACAAUACUCCCUCCCCAACUACGGUAACACACUUCUAAAUCACACCAACCCUCGACUCACUUUCAUGAUGUCUUCAGCUUCGCAAAGUUCCCUCUGCGUGACCUCCAAAGUGACCGAAGUGACCCUCGAGCGAAUCGAGGGCUCACUCGGAAUCACGUUACGGGGUGGUUCUGUGCCCGAACACCCCCAUCUAAGCCGGCCAUUGGUCAUAACUCACGUGAGGCACAACGGCCCCGCCCAUAGAAGCGGUUUGAUCAGAGUGGGAGAUCGAGUAUUAAAGGUCGAUCAUCAACCGCUGGUUCACAAAACAUUACUUGAAGCUCAACAAAUACUAAAAGACAACUCGACGUAUGCUUUCGCCACGUUGACUAUUGAAUAUGAUGUCAGCAUUAUGGAAUCGGUUAAGUAUGCCCAAGGGGCUUUAUUGGUCGAGAUUGACCGCCAAACCGAAGAAGAUUUCGGUUUGGUUCUAACCAACUGUUGUGAACUAGGCCCGGAUGAGAUUCUCGCAGCUGGGUAUUUUGUUGAUCACGUGGUACCGGCGAGUACUGCUGAUAGGUGUGGGGCGUUGAAUCCUGGUGAUCAAAUUUUGGCUAUAGAUGACUUGAUUUUGGAAAACUGGAAUGGAAGUACCAACGACGCGGAAAGGUUGUUACGAAGAGCCACCAAGUUGCAAAUAUUGCCCUAUCAUACGGUACAAAGGGCAGGAUCAAGAAAUUACGCCAGUUUUAGUACUCUGAACUCAAGGCGAUCCCGGAAUCGGGUAAAAAGACAAAGUAUUUUUCAUAAAUCGGUUGAUGGAGAUUCGGGGAGUAAUUUUUGUGGAUGUACUGGAAAUAUGGGAGUUUGUCAUGUUGAGUCUCUCACAACGACUCUAGUCUCAGAUCGAGGGUACGGUUUUACAGUUUCUGUAGGAGAACACAGUGAGAAUAGAACAGCGGAUAUAUUAAUUUCGAGGAUUUUGCCAGACUCGCCUGCAUAUAGAUGCGGGUGUCUCCAAGUCGGCGAUCGCAUCAUUUCAGUUAACCACCAAUCAAAUUUGACCCUUCAAGAAAUCAACUCAAUUUUAGACCUUGGCAACGACUCCAAUUCUAAACUAACACUCGAAAUUGAAUUUGACGUCGCCGACACCAUUGUACCAUCAAGUGGCAUCUUUACUGUCAAGCUACCAAAACGAGGUCCAGGUCUCGGAAUCACAAUAACGGCGUCCAAAACUUGUCCAGAUGAACCUUUCCUAAUCUCGGAAAUCCGUCGAGGAUCAAUCGCACACAGAAUCGGUACUUUACAUGCCGGCGACCGUCUUUUAGCAAUAGACAACAGACCCUUAGACCAUCUAAGUCUCGAAAGUGCUUUUGAAAUUCUUCAAAGUUCCACAAAUGACAUCGUCACUCUCAAAAUUGAAAAAACCGAACUGGAAAACGCAAAUUUAUUCCUAGACAGUGUGGUCUAUACUGUUGAGUUGCACCGCUAUGGAGGACCCUUAGGAAUUACAAUUUCGGGAAGUGAGGAUUGUAACGAACCCAUAGUUUUGUCGAGGUUGACUGAAGGAGGUUUAGCUGAAAAAACAGGAGCACUACAUGUCGGAGACAGGAUUCUAGCAAUAAACGGGGAAAGUCUCGAAAAUCGUCCAUUGAGUGACGCCAUUAGACUACUCCAGACGUCUGGAGAUCGCGUCCAGUUGAAAAUUGCCAGAAACAUCAAAAAUUCAGAUUCUGGAAUUGAAGAGGGGAGAUGUAACUAUUCCAGUCCUGGUGUGUUAAGUGUCGAUAGUGCGGUUCAUUCAUGGGAUAGCAAUACAGCUGACAAUACCAACGACCAUAUCGAUGUUCAAAUAAAAGAUGAGGAAAGCGUCUUAAGCGAACCCCUCUCUCUACCCUAUCAAGACAAACAAAAGAAACACGAUUCCCAACUCCAGUUCUACUCAGAUGCCGAAGACAUGUUCUGUCCCAGCCCCCUCCCCCUCCCUAAUUACAACUUCACUAACCCGAACUACGGCCAAUCUUCGGCAAACUUCGUCAAUCGUUUGCAGGGGACGUACAGUAAUGAAAGCAUCCAAGAUCACGAAAUCUACCAUGUGACUCUUUAUAAAGAUUCAAUCUAUGACGAUUACGGAUUCAGCGUUAGCGAUGGUCUCUACGAGAAAGGAGUGUAUGUGAACAGGAUAAGAAAAGGUGGCCCUGCUGAUAUUGUAGGACUUUUGAAGCCCUACGACAGGAUAAUUCAAGUGAAUGAUACCAAAACGAAGGAUUUCGAUUGUUGUCUUACCGUGCCUUUGAUCGCCUCAGCUGGUGACCGAAUUGAGCUAUUGAUUGCCAGAAAUCCGUAUUUAAAUUUCACAGAAAGGGAUCUUCAGGACAACGUCUCGAAAAAGUCGUUUUCCGCCAGUCAGAACACUAUUACCAAGACUUUGUAAUUUAUACGUUAUGUAAUUCCAGAGUGGCACAAAUAUAUUUAUUUUUUAUCAUUGUAAGGUGUUGAAUUAAUAAACUUGUAAAAAACAUAA
This is a messenger RNA of Tribolium madens (black flour beetle), 3590 nucleotides long. RefSeq names its product glutamate receptor-interacting protein 2 (gene Grip). The transcript is spliced from 5 exons. NCBI's taxonomy places the organism in Eukaryota, Metazoa, Arthropoda, Insecta, Coleoptera, Tenebrionidae. Gene Ontology annotation, molecular function: protein binding. Gene Ontology annotation, biological process: neurotransmitter receptor transport, endosome to postsynaptic membrane. The record is from RefSeq and is a predicted model, not a curated record. The coding region runs from base 771 to 3500 and encodes 909 amino acids.